Molecule: messenger RNA, 978 nt
Organism: Helianthus annuus (common sunflower)
Lineage: Eukaryota; Viridiplantae; Streptophyta; Magnoliopsida; Asterales; Asteraceae
Exons: 2
Coding region: 1-978 (325 amino acids)
Molecular function (GO): nucleic acid binding; zinc ion binding
Source: RefSeq, a predicted model, not a curated record
AUGACGGAUAAGGGAAAUGACGAAGCGGUGCCAAGAGUCACCGAGCAAAUGAGAGAAGUGAUUGCCGAGGAAGUAGGAAAGGUAAUCGAAAAUAGCUUAUCCGAUUUUAUUGAUAAGAUUCAGAAUACGGUACUAUCAGUUGUGGGGAGAAUCAAGAAAUUGGAAGAUGAUGCUAAUGUAGCCAAGGAAAAAGCUGUAGAGCGCAAGGGUUGCUCGUACAAAGAGUUUAUGGCAUGUAAACCGCCACUCUAUCACGGAGAGGUGGAUCCGAUAGUGUGCCAAAGAUGGUUGAGUGAUAUUGAAGGGGUGUUCGAGAGAACCCACUGUGAUACAAGUGACUUCGUAGCUUAUGGCAUGGGUCAGCUGAGAGGUCAAGCAAAAGACUGGUGGGAUAAUAAGAAAAAGGAAAUCGGAAGUGAAGCGGCGAAAGAAAUGACAUGGGAGGAGUUUAAGGUACCAUUCCUUAAACAUCACAGUCCUAAAGCGGUUAUCAAUCGAAUCAAAGAGGAGUUUAUUCAGCUUAGAAAGAAAGGCGAAUCUAUUGAUAAGAUCACGGGGAUCUUUCUUGAUAAACUGAGGUUUUGCGAUGAAUUGGUGACCUCCGAAGAACAGAAGGUAGAAAUAGAGCUAAAGAAACAAAUUAAAAGGGGUGAAAGAAGGGCGCAAGAGGUUAAUCCAAGCCCUACGAAAAAGCCACGCAUGACUGACUCAUCGAAGAAGCAAGAAGGAAAGAGCAGUACGCCAAGCUGUAAAGUAUGCGGGAAAGGGCACAAGGGUGAGUGCCGGUUUAAGGACAAGCCGUGUCCUAUUUGUGGGAAGACAGGGCACACGGCUGCGUUGUGCCCGGGGAAAGUGUCGGUGUGCUACAAAUGUUAUCAGCCGGGUUACAAGAAAUCUGAGUGCCCGGAGUUGGUCGGAAAGAAGGAUGAUAAGAGUACGCACACAGGGGCACCAAAAGCAAAAGCAAGAUCCUUCUAA